Molecule: messenger RNA, 1551 nt
Organism: Dipodomys ordii (Ord's kangaroo rat)
Lineage: Eukaryota; Metazoa; Chordata; Mammalia; Rodentia; Heteromyidae
Gene: Gbx2
Product: gastrulation brain homeobox 2
Exons: 8
Coding region: 1-1551 (516 amino acids)
Biological process (GO): regulation of nervous system development; regulation of transcription by RNA polymerase II
Cellular component (GO): nucleus
Molecular function (GO): RNA polymerase II transcription regulatory region sequence-specific DNA binding; DNA-binding transcription factor activity, RNA polymerase II-specific
Source: RefSeq, a predicted model, not a curated record
AUGGACAAAGAGCCUCAAAUUAGAGCAGAGUCACUGGGGCUCGAGUACCAUGCUGCCGUGGUGGCAGGAGACCUGGACCGUGUUCGGCAUCUCAUGGAGCAGUUCUUCCGGGAUGCCAACAUGGUGUUUGAGAUCAGUAAGGAUGAGAUGAAAUGGCAGGUGGAAUUCCCAGCCGCAUCUGGGCUGUCGGGAAUAUCCAGCCUGGACCUCGAGAUGCGGGACGAGGCACGGAGCGCCCUCUGGGGCUUCAGCAGCUCUAGAGAGAUUGCAGACGUGUGUGACCCACCUCUGUGUGAGGUGAUGAAGAAGCUGCUGGAAGAUGACACACCAUCCAGGGGCAAAGGUCAAUGGAUGCCUCUGCUGGACCCAGACCGCUCACUCUUCACUUCUUCAGCCUCUCUGGGAGGCGUGGCUGGGCCCUGGGACAUCAUGACGUCCUCACCAAGUGAGCCAUCUGAGUCCGAGGAGGCCUGGGGAGGGCAGAGCCGGGAUGGGGCAGAGCUCGGGGAACCCACGGACCCCUCCUUCCCCACGGAUCUCAAUGGGGACCCGUCCCCUCCCGCACCGCUCGAGCCACCUCGAGCACACGGCGUCAAGCGUCGUCGGAUCGGCUUACGAGCCACCCUCCGGAGGCCCCGGGGCCGAGCGGGCGACGGGCGCUUUAGGACCGUCACCAUCGGGCGGUGGUUUCGGUGUGCGCUGGCAACGUGGGUAAACAGGCCCGCGCACCCGCACCACCAGAUCCCCAGCCUGCCCACCGGCUUCUGCUCCAGCCUGGCGCAGGGCAUGGCGCUCACCUCCACCCUCAUGGCCACGCUGCCGGGCGGCUUCUCCGCGUCGCCCCAGCAGCACCAGGAGGCGGCGGCCGCCCGCAAGUUCGCUCCGCAGCCGCUGCCCGGCGGCGGCAACUUCGACAAGGCGGAGGCGCUGCCGGCGGACGCGGAAGACGGCAAAGGCUUCCUGGCCAAGGAGGGCUCGCUGCUCGCCUUCUCCGCCGCCGCCGAGGCCGUGCAGGCGUCGCUCGUCGGGGCUGUCCGAGGGCACGGGAAAGACGAGUCCAAGGCGGAAGACGACCCGAAGAGCAAGGAGGAGAGCUUCUCCUUGGAGAGCGAUGUGGACUACAGCUCGGAUGACAAUCUGACCGGCCAGGCGGCGCACAAGGAGGAAGACCCCGGCCACGCGCUGGAGGAGACCCCGCCGAGCGGCGGCGGCGCGGCGGGCAGCACCACGUCCACGGGCAAGAACCGGCGGCGGCGCACGGCCUUCACCAGCGAGCAGCUGCUGGAGCUGGAGAAGGAGUUCCACUGCAAAAAGUACCUGUCCCUGACCGAGCGCUCGCAGAUCGCGCACGCGCUCAAACUCAGCGAGGUGCAGGUGAAAAUCUGGUUCCAGAACCGCCGGGCCAAGUGGAAACGGGUGAAGGCAGGCAAUGCUAACUCCAAGACCGGGGAACCCUCGCGGAACCCCAAGAUCGUGGUCCCCAUCCCCGUGCACGUCAGCAGGUUCGCCAUCAGAAGUCAGCACCAGCAGCUGGAGCAGGCCCGGCCCUGA